Molecule: messenger RNA, 441 nt
Organism: Sparassis crispa
Lineage: Eukaryota; Fungi; Basidiomycota; Agaricomycetes; Polyporales; Sparassidaceae
Exons: 5
Coding region: 1-441 (146 amino acids)
Source: RefSeq, a predicted model, not a curated record
AUGUCGCUAUCCCGUCAUACUCUCAAGCAGGUGAAGUUCAUCCUCCCUGGAGCAUUCAUCACAUAUUACCUGGGCAGUCACGUCGAGGUCUGGAAACUUGUGACCGGAGAUGCGGGCGUGGAUGGCUGGGGACGGAUUGCAGCACUAGGAUCACUGGUGUCCGCAAUCAUUACCGUGUCCUUAUUUGUCUAUAUCUUGGUGAUCCCUCUGAUUCAAGGAGAACACCCCGAUUAUCGUCGCUGGAGAGAGUCUGGUUUACUUUCUUGUGUGAUCCCGGUUCUGACUGCUUCCAUUAUCGUGGGGUGGUCAUUACUCUCAUAUACCUUGGGCCGAUGGUCAAACUUGGGAUAUCUCGAAGGAGUCAUAGCAGCCUCUGGCCUUUAUGCGCUCUCGUUCGGACUGUUGGGUCUUAUCCCUGCCCCGAAGGUGUCGCGACGGUAA